Myodes glareolus (Bank vole) is the source of this 2350-nucleotide messenger RNA. Lineage: Eukaryota; Metazoa; Chordata; Mammalia; Rodentia; Cricetidae. The record is from RefSeq and is a predicted model, not a curated record.
AUGUUUUCUGCUGUGUCAUCACCUCAAGAGCUGUGUGGGAAGCUGCUCAGGGGCUCAGUGGAUGAAAAUAAGAAUGGUUUUUCAGCCAUCAAGGUUGGAAAGGGUGGGAAGCAGGCCAUGUCCAACCUUGGGCUCUGCGACGCCCUGACACAUGAGUUGGGCUUUUCCCGAGUGUUCUGUCAUUCCAAGAAUUCUACAGUAGAGGAGAUCGACGCAGGUGCAAGUCACCGCACCAGCCUAAGGAGUGUCCGGGAACAGCUCGGGGCGGAGAGGGGACGCGCAGAGCACCCGGGGUACAACUCACCAACCCCGAGUCCCUCUCCGCGCCCCCGCUGCCGCGCCAGCCCCUCUAGCCGAGCCGGCUCCUUUGUGGCAGCCCCGCGCCCGCCCUUUCGGGUCUCAGGCUCCGCCUUCUCGGCGCUGGCGAUUGGUCCGCCGUGUCGCCGGUCCCUGAUUGCCUUUCCCACUGACGUUGUCUUUCUGGCUUUCAUUGCUGUAGGACUGACACAGAUCCCUCAGAUCCAAAAGACUGAAAUUUCCUUCCGUCCUAAUGACCCCAAGAGCUACGAGGCCUAUGUGCUAAACAUCGUCAGGUUCCUGGAGAAGUACAAAGACUCGGCCCAGAAGGAUGACAUGAUUUUCGAGGACUGUGGCAGUAUGCCCAGCGAACCCAAGGAACGGGGAGAACUUAAUCACGAGCGGGGAGAACGAAAGGUGUGCAGGUUCAAGCUCGACUGGCUGGGGAACUGCUCUGGACUCAAUGAUGAAUCUUUCGGCUACAAAGAGGGCAAACCCUGCGUCAUCAUCAAGCUCAACCGAGUCGUGGGCUUCAAACCUAAGCCUCCCAAGAAUGAGUCCUUGGAGACUUACCCAGCGGUCAAGUAUAAUCCAAAUGUCCUACCUGUUCAGUGUACUGGCAAGAGAGAUGAAGACAAGGAUAAAGUCGGAAACAUAGAUUACUUCGGAAUGGGUGGAUUCUAUGGCUUCCCUCUGCAGUAUUAUCCCUACUAUGGCAAACUCCUGCAGCCCAAGUAUCUGCAGCCCCUGCUGGCUGUACAGUUCACCAACCUCACCUUGGACACUGAGAUUCGCAUUGAGUGUAAGGCAUAUGGUGAGAACAUUGGGUACAGCGAGAAAGACCGUUUUCAGGGACGCUUUGAGGUAAAAAUUUUAAUUAAGAGCUGAUCACGAGCACAAAUCUUUCCCACUAGCCAUUUAAUAAGUUAAAAAAAAGAUACACAAACCUACUAGUCUUGAACAAACUGUCAUACGUAUGGGACCUACACUUAAUCUCUAUGCUUUACACUAGCUUCCGCAUUUAAUAGGUUAGAAUGUAAAUUUAAAGUGUAGCAAUAGCAACAAAAUAUUUAUUCUACUGUAAAUGACAAAAGAAAAAUAAAAAUUGAGCCUUGGGACGUGCCCAUUUUUACUGUAAAUUAGAUUCCAUAACUGACUUGUAGUGAGCAGUGCUCUGGCCCCUAAGUAUUGCCGCCUUGUCUAUUUUAUUUAGUGUACAGUACUAUAGGUGCGCACUCUGGUCAUUUUUCAAGCCAUGUUUUAUCAUAUGUUUUCUACUUUACGUGAGCAAGGUUUGCUGUCCAAGGUGUAAAUAUUCAAUGGGAAUAAAACUGGCAUGGUACUUUUCCCUUUUCUUUCUUAUUUUUUUUUUUUUUUUUGGCUCUGAAAUUUCAAAGAUAAUGGCCCAUCAAUGAGCAUUUUUAACACACUCCAUAGUCUUUUUCCUGUGGUAUCAGGUCUUUAUUUUUAUCUUUAUUUCCUGGGGCUGGGGGUGGGGUGGGCUGUCAUGGGGGAACUGCCCUUUAAAUUUUAAGUGACACUACAGAAAACACAAAGGUGAUGGGUUGUGUUGUGCUCCGUGCUGAAUGCUGUCUGCCAUCUUUCCCUGUCCUCCAGUGUGUUCCGAAGCUGUGUCUGUAUCUGGAUCUGCCCAUCACUUUGGCUAGUGAUGGGGCUCAUUCAUUUGCUUUGUACGUUUUCUUUUCCUUCUUUCCUUUCUCUGGAGGCAUCAUGUGCUGGUGCUGUGUCUUUAUGAAUGUUUUAACCAUUUUCAUGGUGGAAGAAUUUUAUAUUUAUGCAGUUGUACAAUUUUAUUUUUUUCUGCAAGAAAAAGUGUAAUGUAUGAAAUAAACCAAAGUCACUUGUUUGAAAAUAAAAUCUUUAUUUUGAACUUUAUAAAAAGCAAUGCAGUACCCCAUAGACUGGUGUUAAAUGUUGUCCACAGUGCAAACCCAUGUUCUAACAUAUGUAAUAAUUGCCAGGAGUACAGUGCUCUUGUUGAUCUUGUGUCGGUCAGGUUAAAACAACGGACAAUAAAAGAAUGAACACAUUC